This is a messenger RNA of Caenorhabditis bovis, 1902 nucleotides long. NCBI's taxonomy places the organism in Eukaryota, Metazoa, Nematoda, Chromadorea, Rhabditida, Rhabditidae. The record is from the annotation of a GenBank genome assembly.
AUGACAACAAAAGGAUGCUACUCAUGCAUGUUCGUGAUCCUUCUUUUCGUCGGGAUGUAUAUACACCUUGCUAUAACUGUUAAACACUUGAUCAGAUCGCAGGAACGAGAACAGCCAGGAGAGUAUCUCACAAAAAAUAUCAGUAUUGCUUACUAUCUCGGCGGAAAGACAUGGACUCGUCUAUGGUUCCUCACACAUCUUAAGACCCUUAUUUCUUAUACAUCGGAAGCACUUGAUCUUCAUUUAAUUGUCACCAGCGAUGCGAUAAAUGACUAUGAGACACUUCUCAAAACUUGGAAUCUCACAAGAGUGACUUUCACACUUUACGACCUCGACCCAUUCCUCAAAAAAGUUAGCUGGAUUCCAACGGAGCAUUAUGCAGGAGUUUACGGCCUUGCGAAAAUAUUGCUUCCCGAUAUUAUACAUAAAUCAGUAAAAAAGGUGAUAUUAAUGGACACCGACAUUCUGCUCAAAACAGACAUUAUGGAGCUAUGGAGAAAUUUUCAUCGGUUCACAGCGAAGACAAUAUUUGCAGCUAGCGAAAAUUUGUCACUGUAUUAUCUCAAUACGCAGGCAAAACGUUUUGUUUGGCCAGCAUUCGGAAAGGGAUACAACACCGGUGUUGUUCUUAUCGAUCUCGAAAAGUUAAGAAAUUCGACUAAUUGGAAUGCAUUGUGGAGGAAGGCCACUGAAGAACAAUUGCGAAUUCAUGGUCCCGCUAUUCUUGCUGAUCAAGAUAUUUUCAAUUCGGUGUUCCUUCAAAAUCCGUCUUGGGUAUUAAAACUUGGAUGUGGUUACAAUUAUCAGAUUGGAAUAACUGCUUCUCCUCACAAGUUCUGUCUAAACGAGCCAAAACUGGUUCACUUUAAUUCAAAAACCAAAGCGGUAGUCCCAUUAUUGAGUGAGGAAUAUACAAAUUUACGAUGUCAUAUGGAGCACCUCAACGGCGAUAUGUUGAAAUUUACUAGAAAUGGAAUGAAACCUGAGCCGAAAUCGUUACUUGAAUCGUCGUUUUGUGGAACUUUCAUACCACAUAAGCAUUUUCGAGUAUUUCCCAAUGUUCUUGGUUCAUCUAAUGGUUCCAAUCGAUUAGGAUUAGUUGUACAACUUUCAGCAGAUCGUUUAAAUAACAUUAUUAGAAGUUUGAAAUAUUGGAAAUAUCCAGUGUCUGCAGCUGUUUAUGGAACAGAUGAAGAAUUAUAUAACGUCGUGAAGUCAAUUGAGCAGCUCAACCGAACAGAUAUCGCUCUUCAUUUGGUUUUCAAACCAACUAGAACAUACCCCAUAAAUUUUCUUCGAAACGUUGCAAUUCAGUACUCAAAAAGUUUGAAAAUCGUUCUAACUGAUGCUGAUUUUCUUAUAUUCGGAGAUUUGCAACAAUUAGAAGAAGCAAGUUCUCAGCUUCAGGAAAAAGAAAUAAUUGUUAUUCCUGCGUUUGAACUAACAGAAGACACAUAUGAUAUGGAUAAAGCAAUAUUCCCUAAAGACAAGAACGAUGUUAAACGUAUGUUGGAAAAUAAAAAAAUACGUAUAUUUCGCGAAAAUAUUUGGCCAGCAGCUCAUAGAGCAACAAAGGUUGAAGAAUGGUUAUAUGCAAAUGAAAGUUAUACGAUCGAAUGGAAGAAAAAUUAUGAGCCUUACAUUAUUAUUAACCGUCAAUCUGUUCCACAUUAUGAUGAGCGGUUUGGAGGCUUUGGAUGGAAUAAAGUAACACACAUAAUAAAACUACGAGCUGAAAAUUACACUUUCAAAGUGACACCAACGUCGUUUAUGCUCCAUCAAUCACAUCCGCCCUCAAAUGAUCUUCUUCAUUUUCGCACAAAUUUGAAAUAUCGUCAAUGUCUACAAGAGCUGAAAAGGCUAUUCAUCGACGAGACUACUGCAAAAUUGAAUGCAGCCUGA